Molecule: messenger RNA, 2984 nt
Organism: Conger conger (European conger)
Lineage: Eukaryota; Metazoa; Chordata; Actinopteri; Anguilliformes; Congridae
Product: follistatin-related protein 5-like
Exons: 16
Coding region: 297-2846 (849 amino acids)
Biological process (GO): multicellular organism development; regulation of BMP signaling pathway; cell differentiation
Molecular function (GO): calcium ion binding; protein binding
Source: RefSeq, a predicted model, not a curated record
CCCAGGAGAGCUCAGACUCGUCUCAACCAGAGCUGUCCGUUCAACUACUGGUGCUGAAAUCACAAUCCCAUCUCCAAAUAAGGCUUACGUCGACCUUUGCGUCUCCCCCUCCCCACGUCGAAUACAACUUAAGGACUUUUCCUCCGAAGCAUUGUCACACAAAAAUGUGGAUUUGAUUUUGUGGAUUACUUCUGGGGAUACUCCGUUGAUUGCAAACUGUUCCUCUGUAGGCUACGAUCUUGCUUUGAAUAACAUUUUAUUGGAAUAGGCGUGACUGGAUUCACAGGAACAGACCAAUGAGGACACACAGAUGGUGGCCGGCGCUUCUGUUGCUCGGGGUCUUCUCGCUGCCGGCGACAGGGAAGCCCAGCGAGGAUGGGUACGGGCCCAUAAUGCACCACCCCCUCGUCAGGUUCCGACACAAGCAGGAUGGAAGCCCUGAGAGUCUUCACCUCAAAGGGUUCUUUGGCCGAGAUAGCCCCCGGGGACCGUGUGAGAAUAAGUACUGUGGUUUGGGACGGCACUGUGUGGUCAACGCUGAGACAGGCCAGGGCCAGUGCUCCUGUUUGGACCGCUGCAAGGCCCAUUACAAGCCUGUGUGUGGGUCUGAUGGACAUCUGUACCAGAACCACUGCCAGCUUCACCGGGCUGCCUGUCUCAAGAAGCAGAAGAUCACCACCGUCCACAGUGAAGAUUGCUUCUACAAAGGUGAUGAAUGCAGUCCGACUGACUACAGGAAGCUGAAGAACAGAAUGCUGGACCUGCAGAAGCACCACUACCUGAGAGAGGAAGUACCCGAAGGGGGCACCCAGGACAAAAUGGCACUCAAAAAGAUACUUGUGGAUAGGAUGUUCCAGCGGUUUGACGCAGAUGGCAGCGGUCUCGUGGACAGCACUGAGCUGUCGCUGAUAGUCAAACUGCAAGGCCCAUUCAAGGACUUCCCAGAAUGCACGCUGUUUGACCUUCUGAAGUACGACGACGGGGACGGCGAUAAACACUUGGCCAGAGAAGAGUUCUACACGGCAUUUGAGGUGGUGCGGCUCAGCCUGCCCGACGAGCUGAAGCUGAGCGUGACCACAGCCUCGGUGGGCCAGAGCCUCGUGCUCACCUGCGCCAUCACGGGGGCUCACAGACCCCCCAUCGUCUGGAAGAGGAACAACCAGGCGCUCAACACCCUGGACCUGGAGGACAUCAACGAUUUCGGAGACGACGGGUCGCUCUACAUAACAAAAGUGACUACGACCCACACGGGUAACUACAGCUGUCACGCUGCAGGGUACGAGCACCUCUCCCAGACUCACCUGCUUCAGGUCAACGUGCCCCCGGUUAUCAGGGUGCACCCGGAGAGCCAGGCCAGGGAGCCGGGCGUGACCGCCAGCCUGAGGUGUCAUGCUGAGGGAGUCCCCGCCCCCCAGCUCAGCUGGAUGAAGAACGGCGUGGACCUCACCACCCAGCUGUCCAAGCAGCUCACCCUGCAAGCCAACAGGAGCGAGGUGCACAUCAGCAACGUCCGGUACGAGGACACGGGAGCGUACACGUGCAUCGCCAAGAACGAGGCCGGCGUGGACGAGGACAUAUCCUCGCUCUUCGUGGAGGAUUCCGCCCGCAAAACACUGGCAAACAUUCUCUGGAGAGAGGAAGGUCUCGGGGUCAGCAAUAUGUUCUAUGUGUUUUACGAGGACGGCGUUAAAGUCAUCCAGCCAGUGCAGUGCGAGAUCCAGAGACACAUCAAACCCACUGAGAACCUGCUGGGGCUACAGGAGGAGGUUUGCCCGCAGACGGAGGGUGACGCUGAACAGAAGUGUGUCUGGGCCUCGGCCGUCAAUGUGAAGGACAAGUACAUCUACGCCAGCCAGCCCACCCUCAGCCGGGUGCUUAUCCUGGACACUCAGUCCCAGAAGGCCGUGCAGACUGUGCACACCGACCCUUUCCCGGUGAAGCUGCACUAUGACAGGUCCCACGACCAGGUGUGGGUUCUAAGCUGGGGGGAUGCCCAAAAAACCUCACCCACCCUGCAGGUGAUCCGCCAGGCGGGCGCGGCUCUGUCCCACCACACCGUCCACACGCAGCCCGUGGGCCGGCGCUUCGACCGCGCCGACGACUUCUUCAUCCCGCCCUCCACCCUCCUCGUUCCUCACGUCAGGUUCGGAUACGUCUUCCACAAGAACGAGCCCGUGCUUCACAAACUGGACCUGGAGACCAUGUCGACGGUGAAGAGCGUCAGCCUGGAGGGCCACAGCUGCGUGCCCACCUCCCUGGCCCACGCGCCCCUGGGGGGCCUGCUGGUGGUGGGCUGCAGGCACGCCCUGACGGGGGCCGCCAGUCCGCAGCUCAUCCUGGACAGCGUGACGGACGCGGUGCUGGGGCGUAACCGCCACGUGACGGGCGCGCCCUACGUCUCCCCGGACGGCCGCUACCUGGUGAGCGUGGACGACGCCGGCGGGCUGAUGAGGGUGCAGUCCGUGUCGGAGCGCGGCGAGGUGCGGGAGCCCUUCGACAUCCACACCAACCUGCACGUGUCCGACCUGGCCUUCCAGCGCUCCUUCACCCAGGCGCACCAGUACGACGUCUUCGCCAGCUCGGGCCUGCAGACCGACGCGCUCUUCGUGGAGCUGGCCACCGCCAACCUCAGGAUGAUGAAGAGCCUGAAGGAGCCGGUGCGGCCGUCCGAUUGGCCGUGGGGCCGGAGGAACCGCGUGAUGGUGGGCGGAGGCCUGUUCGGACAGUACCUGAUGACCCCCGCGAGGGACUCGCUCUUCAUCCUGGACGGGCGGCUCAACAAACUCAACUGCGAGAUCACGGGCGUCCUGAGGGGCAACACGGUGGUGUGGGUGGGCGACGCGUAGGCGCGGCGGCGCCCCGCCCGGCUGUAAGUAAAAUGCCCUCUUCUACGGUUUAUAAAAUGUAAAGGAGAAAACACAAAGAAGGCAAAACGAUUUAAAAAAUUUUCCUUUUCAUAAGCUGGACAUUGGUCCCUCAUUAAA